This is a messenger RNA of Bolinopsis microptera, 3719 nucleotides long. RefSeq lists its product as uncharacterized. Bases 8 to 3100 code for a protein of 1030 amino acids. The record is from RefSeq and is a predicted model, not a curated record. Gene Ontology annotation, cellular component: phosphatidylinositol 3-kinase complex, class IB. The transcript is spliced from 19 exons. Gene Ontology annotation, molecular function: 1-phosphatidylinositol-3-kinase regulator activity. Lineage: Eukaryota; Metazoa; Ctenophora; Tentaculata; Lobata; Bolinopsidae. Gene Ontology annotation, biological process: positive regulation of MAP kinase activity; G protein-coupled receptor signaling pathway.
GGCAAACAUGCCGGAAGCAACCCCAGAUGAGACUCCAGUAUGCUAUGCCAUGUCAAAGUUUCUGGACAACAGUGGGUUUCUGAACAUUCAGCCACGAUCUGGUUUUCCAUUGGAGGUUCUCAAUUUCUGGCAGUAUGUGGGAAAAUACCCCAUUAGUGCAGCUGGGUUAAUGAUAAAUUUGACAAGCAGACUGAUCUCAUUAGAAACUAGUCACGGAAUGCGACCUCUCGAAUCAGUCCUGAAAGAGUUACAGUUAUACCCGUAUGAGUAUUGGGCUAAGCAAGUCCCUAAACUCACUACAGACCAGCAGGUAGUUGCACAUGCCUUGCAGCAGUGUAUUGUUCUCACCCAGUAUUACGUAUUACUGUUUCAUCCGAUACAACCGGGUGCUACUGAAGCUAAGAACUUGUUUAUGCAAUGGCAAGCUGCUCGAGUCAAUACAGCUACUGAGUGCGAAAAGCGAGUGUUGCGUGCAAUGAGCACGGUGAACGGUUUAAAAGACACCCACAAGUUCCUGGAUGUCAGGAAUCUAGUGGGAUGGUGCUGUAGGAACAGUAAAUAUGGAAACGUGGGCAAACCUCCACCCCCCUUUAACAUCAACACCAACGCAGCGUGUGAGUCACUACACUACCCCUAUCUGUGUCACAGAAUAGCCAGCUCCCAGGAGGACGGGAUCACAGUACUCAUCUUCAUAGUACAGCAACUAGCCAGGGUCGAUGAUCCAGCAGUGGUUUCUUCUUUAAUCAGUAUUUUCACUGACGCACUAGCCCUCGUACCUCACGUGCCAGAAUCUCUCCUCUCCUCAGCUUACAACGCUGUUCUAGGGUUCGUGUUGUGGCCAGCUCCGCACAGUCAGAUGGCUCUGCACCUGCUAGACUUGCUGUUUGUUGAGAUGAGGGUGCCUGGCACUGCUUUCAGGGAACAUCUCCUGGCCAGCAAUCAUCUGUCUCUAAAGAGGAACGAGCACGUAUAUUUUACCCUGGACACCUCCGUGGAUAACUCGUGUCAGUUCCACGAACAGAUCCAGUUAGCAGCCCCCGUUAAUCAGGAACAGGUUCUGCGCGCUUUUCUCGUUCACAGCUGCACUGGUCUCGGUCAGAAUAAGAUCUCUUAUCUCAAACAGGCCCUGCAGGGGCUAAACUUCGACGAUCUAAACCUUGUAUCGAGUCUGGUGUACGAUAUCCAGCAGCAGUUUGCCAGAGAGGAAGACGUGGAAUUAGCGAGGAAGACUCUUGAUGAGACACUUUUCAGUGUAUUUCACCAUGUGAUCAGUGAGGCGCCUGUCACUAAAGACCUGUACCAAGCUCCCUGUACCUACAUGCAGUUCCUAGCAUUCGACAGUAGUAUCCCUAUACACGCUAGUAGAGCCCUCGAGAACAUCAUCUACAGUGUACGAGACAAAGUCCUCCACACCUCCAGACGUAACAGACCCUACCUAAACCCAUGUGACUCUGUAGGCAGUAUGCUCUCCUACGAGGUCCAGAGUAUGAGCUCAUCCUACGCGUUCCUAAACGGACGGUGCAGUCGGAGCGAGAGUAACGCCAGUGAAACUACAGAUUUACAGAGCCAAGUAUCGGAUAAUAAGGAGAUAUCAGCUGAUAGCAUCUCGGUCCAGAUCAGUAACUUGUUGGACGGUUUUCAGGAAUUUCUUGAACCAGAAAACGACCUUGAAGACACCAUAAACGAAGAAACCAUAUCCUCCAACCUGAUGAAGUUCAAAAGCAACAGAGACAGCGCAGAGAGCGAGGACGACUCAUUGUUUCAGGACACAGGGUUCGGUAGUUCUCUAGAUCUGGAUGCUCUGUCUGAGAGGGAGGAGACGCCUGUCCUGUCGCCUAGCCUCAUCUCCGAUAUUGAUGCUGAGGAUCUCAUGAGAAAACAGCAGCAGUUCUCCAUGUUCCACUCCCGGUCCUCUCUCUCCAGCUCCAAGUCCUCCAGCUCCGUAUACUCCACCCCCUCCACAAAACGCCCCACCAGCUGGACGGGAGACGACCGGGUCCUCACCGUCUCUCAGCUCGUCUGUAACUGGGUCCAGGCCAACAAAACCUCCUUCAACUCCGACCAGGAGCAGGAGAAUCUGUGUCUCAGAUGUGGCAAACCUCACGACAAGGUUAAAAUCGCACUUGUUGGGAGUGAUCGAACUGUUGCUGCCAUGGCUACGUCCUACAGCGAAAUGUUGUCCCAGUCAACCAAAAAAUGCGGGAAAUUAGACCUAGAGUUUUAUUAUGUUCCACUAAGGACACACACGGUGCCUCACAAAAACAUAGAAAUCAGUCAGUACAAGAUCUACAUAAAAUCAGAGUACAAUCUCUCAGACUACCUCUGUCACAUGGACCCCAUGUACGCUCAGCGUCUAUUUUACCCCGUACACACUGUCCUCCGAAUCCUGCCCUCCAUCAAACCCUGCCCGGACUCCCAGGAAUUUGAGAAGACAACCAAGGACCCGGCUCUCAUCCUGCGGAGUAGUAUAAACAGUUACCUGCUCCACGCCCAUACCCCUUACCAUUUGUCAGUGUAUAGGGUGGAGUUGUGGAAGAAUGAAGUGAGUUACACUGCUCUGACUAUGACGCAGUGGUUGGAGGUAGGGUUCCCUGCUUCUGUUCAUGAUCUUCCUGCCAUCCUCGCCCAGAAGAAAAAGCGAAGGAAAUCUGUCAAGACAAAAGAUUUGAAGCUUUCCUCAGCAGACCUUUCGUUUGUACCACCAGAAUUGCACCUCAAGUUGGAACUGCAGUCUGGCGGUUGUUCGAGUCCACUUCCAACUGGAGGUACCUACUGGUCGAUAGUGGCUGCUAACGUACCCCGACCUGACCUCACCAACCGGCCCCCUGACCCUCAGUCAAGCUCACUUAGUCUCACUGUUAUUGAGGCUAUCAGCAAGAGCAAAAACAAGGGUAUGGAAUUCCUCCCAUCAGAAGAGAUUAAAGAGUACCAGAUUGCAAGCAUGAACAUAGAGUCAGAGUCUACCUUCGAUAUCGUCAUAGACCAUUACAAGUACACCCAUAUUAAAAAAGUCCACAUAACACCCUGGCACUCCGUCCAAAACUCAGAACCUACAAACAUUGUCUUCCCCCUCAGAAUAUGGUCGGCUGUAGACCACUGACACAGACUUUAAGAUCUGUGUCGUGACAAGUGUGUCAUGAUAGGGUCCCCCCUUUAAUCGAACAUUGAGACUCGCCCAAAACGUACGAAUUUCAGUGACUGCCAGUGGGCAGUUUAGAAUGUUUUAGUGGCCAUGAACAUUGAGUACUUGUGUGAAAAAUGUUUGAAAAGAUCAUCGUCCUCUAUAUUUGGAGUUUAUCGUGAAGAAUAGAGUGGAAAUUCGAAUGGCCAUACUUAUAUUAAAACUGGUAUUAAUUGAUUAUCGGUUAAUCGAUCCUGAGAUCAGUGGCCUGGCAGUUUUAUUAAGAGAAAUUCGUUGACUGAUUUAAGGGAUUGUCAAAUGUAGCUGAGAAUAUCAAACUGAGAAUGUGCAACCAACUCAUUGAUAAACAGAUGGAAUAAUAUAGAUUGUGAUUUUUUGUGUCGUUACUUUUCAAAUGAUGCUGCUAGAUUUUUUAUUGGCGUUUACAUCUACCAUCGUGAUACUGAUAGCAUCUUCUUAGCUUAAUUUUUAAUAAGAAGAGAUCUGAGAUUGUUAAGAUAUAUGUUGAUUUGAUGACUUUGAAUGAUGUAAUUUUGCUAAAAUUUGUUAUACUUCCUAUAUUGAUAUAAUUGCUUUG